AUGUCUGCACUCUUUCCCCGUGCAGCUUCUCGAGCUCUCCGCUCCUCCGUCCGCCCAGCGCUGCGUGCUCAGCGCCCCACCGCUACCUUUCGCCGAGGUCUUGCAGUCCCUGCUGAGCAGCCACGCUUGAGGAUUGGAUCAAUUGCGCCUGAUUUUGAUGCGCAAACGACGCACGGCAAGAUCAAGUUCCACGAGUUCCUCAACGGCAAAUGGACGAUUCUGUUCUCUCACCCUGCCGACUUCACCCCCGUCUGUACAACCGAGCUUGGUGCUUUUGCGAAGUUGAAAGAUGAAUUUGAUGCUCGCGGUGUGCAGAUGUUGGGUCUCAGUGCCAACGAUCUCAGCUCCCAUGACCAGUGGGUCGAUGACAUCAACGAGACACAGAACACCACCGUAAAGUUCCCCAUCAUCGCCGACGCGGACCGUAAAGUCGCGUUCCUCUACGACAUGAUUGCGCAAGACGAUCUCGACAACAUCAAGGAGAAGGGCAUCGCCUUCACCAUCCGCUCCGUCUUCAUCAUCGACCCUGCCAAGAAGAUCAGGCUCAAGAUGGACUACCCUGCGAGCACUGGCCGCAACACUACUGAGGUUCUGAGGGUCAUUGAUAGCUUGCAGACAGGAGACAAGAAGGGUGUUGUCACACCAAUCAACUGGACUGUUGGUGACGAUGUUAUUGUGCCGCCAAGCGUGAGCACAGAGGACGCCAGGAAGAAGUUUGGAGACGUCAAGGAAGUUAAGCCAUACCUGAGGUUCACCAAUGUUGGCAAAUAA
This is a messenger RNA of Ascochyta rabiei, 771 nucleotides long. RefSeq names its product Thioredoxin-dependent peroxiredoxin. The record is from RefSeq and is a predicted model, not a curated record. Gene Ontology annotation, biological process: cellular oxidant detoxification; cell redox homeostasis; cellular response to oxidative stress. The transcript has 2 exons. Lineage: Eukaryota; Fungi; Ascomycota; Dothideomycetes; Pleosporales; Didymellaceae. Gene Ontology annotation, molecular function: thioredoxin peroxidase activity. Gene Ontology annotation, cellular component: cytosol; mitochondrion. Bases 1 to 771 code for a protein of 256 amino acids.